Linnemannia hyalina is the source of this 1743-nucleotide messenger RNA. Lineage: Eukaryota; Fungi; Mortierellomycota; Mortierellomycetes; Mortierellales; Mortierellaceae. The record is from the annotation of a GenBank genome assembly.
AUGCGACCGACGAUGCCAACAAUGAUGCUGACCACCUCUGCGGACAACAUCCCUCCAGAAGUCCUAGAACGCAUUGCACUCUUCCUCGACCCGCACUCCCUCACAGCCUGUAUCCGUGUCUGUCGCUUCUGGCUCGACUGCUUCCUGCCCUCACUUUACCACACAAUCCACGUCUACCAUUUCGACUACUUCUCGACAAACCAGGACUCAGGAUACCCUCGUCGAAGCGACGGUGUCGUCAGGACUGCAGAGACUGUAGGCUACGGAGGCCAGUUUGUUCACAAGCAUGGUCAGUUCAUCAAGGAUGUCACCGUCGGGACUACACACGCUUUAAAGUAUCUCCUUAGACCGGAAUGUGUCAACCUGGUUCGAGUCACGACUGUCGUCCCUGACCGCAACAUAAAGUUCCGAGCCAUGCCCAAGAGAAUUGAAGAGCUCAAGAGUUGGCAGGACCGGUUUGGUAGAGAUUACGAUGAGUCGCUUGUCAACCAGGUCUGGGAGCCGCUAUUUGUGCAGAACCCGGGGUUAUGUCGAGUGUCCAUCAACGCUUUACCUGGACGAGGAAAGAUUAUGGUCAGUAUGUGUAAGGCGUUAGGUGGACUGUCUCAGUUGGAGGAGUUACAUAUUAAGUACGUACUGGAUAGGAAUGUCAUGGAGGCGUUGAUGGAUUUUUGUCCGCAGGUGAGCACGCUGACGGUCAAAAUCUUCAUCAACAUAUUCACUAACCCGCGCCAGGACUUCCGGUCCCUCGAGAACUACGCCCAGAUCACCAACGAACCCAGGACACAGGUCAAGGAGCUGGACUUGUUCUCAUCCGGGCGGAUGGGGAUCCAACCUUGGAUCAUUCCCAUCCUCUGGCGAUGUCCCCUGCUGGAGAGAUUGGUCAUUCCCUUCACCGUUGGCGAACUGUAUUUCGGUCCCAUCAUGCGGACGAUUGUUGAGCAUUGCCCCAAGAUUCGAUACCUCAACGUCCGGAUCCAAGAACGGUUCACCUCCGCCGACACCAUUACUGCCCUGGACGACCUCCUAAACACUGGAUGUCCACGCCUGACGUCCUUGCGACUGUAUGAUGCUGCAGACAUAUUCCUGAUGGAACGUCAUUUCUGGAACCCGGAUCUGAAGGAGAGGUUGGAGGAGUUUUGGUGUUCUGCCGGGUCAAAGAGAUUGUUGGAGAGGAAGGUUCUGGGGGCCGAGGUUGGGUUUGGGGUGUUAGUGGUGUGUCCGAAUUUGCGGGUGUUUGUGACGCCGUUGAUGAUGCUGGAUGUGGACGAGUUUUUGGAGAUGGAGUUUGCUUGUCUUGAGAGGUUGGAGACUCUGCACCUUCGACUGCGGUGCCCGCCACGCAUCCAUCUCGUAGCUACUACUGCUGCUGCUGUUGCUGUUGUUGAAGGUGACGACGAGAACGAUAGAGUCAAGGAAGGAGAAGGGGAAGGAACGAUAACACAAUCAAACAAGACUGAAGAGGUCGCCCUCGCCCGACUGUAUUACCAGAGUAUCCAAAACAAGGUAGUCGACAAAUUGGCACAGUUCAGAUCGCUGAAGAAAUUGCUCCUAGGAAAGGAUCAUGACAAGAACGGUGCUGGUGACAGACUCGUUGAUUUCCAUUUGGAUAUGAGGGAAGGUGAGGGCGAGGGUGAAGGGAAGGUCAAGGUGUUUGCAGCGAGGAUGCCAAUGCUGAGGAAGCUGUGUAUUGAUGGGGUUAGUUAUUCGAAGGAGAUGCAGGCAUGCCGGAGCAGGCGUUGA